AUGAAGAAGGAUCAUAUUUGUAAAUAUCCUGGUUGCACCAAAAGCUUCACUCGCGCCGAGCAUCUGCGCCGGCAUGCACUCAACCAUGAACAGCCACGGAGUGGUUUCACUUGUGAACGUUGUUCGGUACACUUCAAACGGUCUGAUCUGCUGGACCGACACAUCAGUCGACAUAACAAGCGAGACGAAGAAGCCGGCGGUCCAGGGCUGGGUGUAUUGAAGACACGAAAAAGGACUCGUCGAGCACAUGAUGGCACAAUCGUCGUGCGUCCAUCACAGCGAGAGCUACAUUCUAGGCGGUCAGCAGCCCAAUCUUCCUCGAAUUCCUCCUCCUCAUGCUCGGGCCUGGAUCUGGUGGGAGAGGGAGUGUACGGAGAAGAAGACCUGCCAGUCCAAGGAGGUCCAAUUUCGCCACCGACUUCUGGUACGGACUUUGCAUCGUUGUCGCUCGAGGAACCGGAUCCAUUACUGGCGGAUCCAUUACUGGCCCCAAUGAUGCCAGGCGGUCCUUUUGAACCAUAUGUGGAACCUAUUCCGGGCCAAUUCGAUGCAGCGGACGGAUCCUUCAGUGUUGGGCUGGGUGGGAUGACUGAUUUGCUUGGCCUAGACACCGCAACCGACUUCAAUCUACCCUUUGCUGCAACAUGCAACUAUAAUUGGUUGUUUGACGUUGCCUAUCUCGAUGACGCCUUUCAUCAUUUUGAUUUCCCCCUUGGCUCCGAUACGGAAGCCUGUCCUGAAGUACAGAUGAACCUUGCAUACCAGCCAACAGGCAACUAUGACGGUCCUUCAGCUCUUUUGGAGGUGGCUUCGAUGAUGCUGACCGGGGAACCCUCGCAACGUACCCCGGCCCCGGAUGCACCGUCGGGUAUCCUUGAGAUGGAGUGGAUGAGUGGAACUUCGUUCCUAGGCCAGACUCAGUCACAGCGCUUGCCGCGAGUAUCCGAAAUAUCUCGUCAAGGUAUCUUAUCGCUGGUGCUCCAAAUAUCUCCCAUGGUGAUGGACAGUCAGCCGCUGAGCCUGGAUUCACCUUUGCUCACUUUGCCGGCUCUUCAAGGAUACUGUGAUUUGUUCUUUACGCGCUUCAACGUUACUUAUCCGCUUAUUCAUCAGCCGACUUUCAAUCCAGACACAGUUGACCCGGUGUUUCUUGCGUCGGUCUUGUUCAUGGGAGCUACAUACAGCACUCGUGAGGCUCACUGGCUCGCCGUCGGUAUCCACGACAAACUUCAAAGUCGGCUUCUAUGUCAUGAUGCCUUCUCUCCGCAGCCAGACCUCUGGGUUUUACAAACAGCACUUCUCAUAGACUGUUUCGGAAAGAUGAGAGCGGGCUCGAAGCAGCGGGAGCGGGCCCAGCUAUUCCACUGUGUACUGAUCAAGCUCAUACGUCGUAGUAAUUGUUGCAAUGUCCAAAGCUACUCCCAUCUCGCUCAAUCCGACGAUUUGGAACAAGCUUGGAUACAGGCCAUGAACACAGAACAGAGGAAAAGACUAGCGAUGCAUUGUUUCAUGUGGGACACCCAACAUGCCGUUCUCUUCUCUCAAUCUCUAUGCAUGUCAGCAUUCGAGAUCAGAUCUUGCCUGCCAUGCAGCGCAGCCUCCUGGGAGGCAUUCUCAGCACAAGAAUGGGCCCAGACAGCUGCCCAAGAAACAAACAGACCUUUUCUCUCCGUUCUCAAAGGCUACAUCACACCGGGAACCGUACCCCGGGCCCGAGAUUUGAAUGUAUUGAGUCGCAUUGUUGUUCUUCACGGCUUGAUGUCCAUAUCUGCAGACCUUAAGCGCCGUGAUCAAACCACAUUACGCUCAGAAACACCUGAACGCGUGGGUGCCUGGACUCCACGUAUGCUUCGGUCUUAUGACUUGUGGAAAGUAGAUUUUGACGCAAGUUGCUUAGCCAUGAAGCUGGCACAGACGGCGGACCCGUGCCAUUUCACGGCAUUGAAAUUGGCAGCCCAUACUCUCUAUCAUGCUGCAUGCCUUGCACUGAAUGUGGAGAUACUAGAUUUACAGAUUGUCGCGGGAGCAACCCAAAUUCUAGGAAGAACAAUUACUCCAGCCGAUGAAACGAGAUCUCGGCGGAAUGUUUCUCGGUGGCUGCAUGAGAACUCUGGCGCCACGACUACGGCUGUGCGGCAUGCAUCACAUCUGCUACAGGAUGCAGUAUUAGGUCUUAAUGAGUGGGACCAGAAGGACGCCUUUCACUUUCAUUGGUGCGUCUACUUAGCUACACUGGCUUGCUGGGUGUUUCAUCGAGGGAUGGACGUUUGUUCUCCCGAGAAUAGAAUAAAAGCAGAUCUAUCCUCAAUUAUUGUGACGAUGACAAACUGCUCUAGUGCUACGGAACUAGCAGCCAUGUCCGGCAAGUACGAUUCAAAGCCUUUAGUAGUUGUCAUGGCACAACAGCUUGCUACUGUUCGAUGGGCAAUUGUUCACGAUGCCAUGAAAGUACUUGUAGCUUUGUCUGAUAGUGGACGAACUUGA
Talaromyces marneffei is the source of this 2484-nucleotide messenger RNA. RefSeq lists its product as uncharacterized. The coding region runs from base 1 to 2484 and encodes 827 amino acids. The transcript has 3 exons. Gene Ontology annotation, cellular component: chromatin. Gene Ontology annotation, biological process: DNA-templated transcription; regulation of transcription by RNA polymerase II. The record is from RefSeq and is a predicted model, not a curated record. Gene Ontology annotation, molecular function: DNA-binding transcription factor activity, RNA polymerase II-specific; RNA polymerase II cis-regulatory region sequence-specific DNA binding; zinc ion binding. NCBI's taxonomy places the organism in Eukaryota, Fungi, Ascomycota, Eurotiomycetes, Eurotiales, Trichocomaceae.